AUGGUUCUUCACCAGUUUGACUACGUCUUCGCCAUCGGCAUCAUCUUCGCCUUCCUCGAUGCCUGGAAUAUCGGUGCCAACGAUGUCGCCAACUCGUUUGCGACCUCCGUCUCGUCACGGUCCCUGACCAUGAUGCAGGCCAUGAUGAUCGCUACCGUCAUGGAAUUUGGUGGUGCCGUUCUCGUUGGAUCCCGCGUGUCAGAUACCAUCCGAAAUGGUAUCAUCUCGACCUCCAAGUUCAAGGAUCAGCCGGCCGUUCUCAUGUUGGGAAUGAUGUGUGCUCUGGUUGGAUCUUCUACCUGGCUGACCGUUGCGACCAAGUUUGGUAUGCCGGUCUCAACUACUCACUCCAUCGUCGGUGCUAUCAUCGGUGUCGGCAUCGCGACUCUGGGCACAGAUGGCAUCCAGUGGGCUUACAACGAUGGAAAGGGUGUUGCUGGCAUCGUCAGCGCCUGGUUCAUUGCACCUGCCAUCGCCGGUGGAUUCGCCAUCGUUGUCUUCCUCAUCACCAAGUAUGGUGUGCUCGAGCGUAAACGCCCGCUACGUGCUGGUUUCAUGAUGGUCCCUCUUUACUUUGCCGUCACCUCUGGUAUCCUGACCAUGGUCAUCGUUUUCAAAGGAGCACCAAGCUUGAAACUCGACAAACUUAGCACUGGACAGGUCCUCGGUGCCAUCUUUGGUGUUGCUGGUGGUGUCGUGCUCCUAUACGGAAUCUUCUUCCUGCCGUUCCUAUACCGAAAACUCCAGCUCGAGGACUGGCAGCUCAAGUGGUGGGAAAUCAUCUACGGUCCUCUCCUAUGGAAACGUGGACCCGUCCCACCUCGUCCAGAGGGCGCCUUGGUCGUCCAAGAUUACUACAAGGGCCACAAGACCAAGGAGGAACUCACCACUGGUGGUGUCACUGGCGACGUUGAGCACGCAGUUCCUCAGGAUGAGAAACAAAACUCAGAGGAUGGCAUCAAGCGCGGUUCCAGCGAGGUGUCCCCCAACGAUAAGGCCGGUGAACAGUCUCUCGAGGUUCAUGAGCAGGCCGCCCUUGGACCAUGGUACACACCUCGCAACCUAUUCCUCAAGGCCAAGUACUACUUCCUCCGUGGUGUUGACCGUGAUGUCGUUUCCGAACAGCACGACUCGCCAGCUACCAACUUCCUCACCGGAGACCUGGACAAGAUGCACGCUGAAGUCAAGCAUUACGAUAACAAGACCGAGCAUCUUUAUUCUUUCCUCCAGGUCUUGACUGCUGCCACUGCUUCGUUCGCUCACGGAUCCAAUGAUGUCUCCAAUGCCAUCGGCCCCCUGACCACCAUCUACUUGGUCUGGGAUACCAACACCAUCGCCAAAAAGGCCGGUGUCCCAAUUUGGAUUCUCGUCUUUGGAGGUGCCGCCAUCUCCAUCGGUCUCUGGACAUACGGGUAUAACAUGAUGCGUCAGCUCGGUAACAGACUCACCCUCCACUCUCCUAGUCGUGGUUUCUCCAUGGAGCUCGGCGCCGCCAUCACCGUCAUUCUCGCAAGUCAGCUUGGUCUGCCCAUCUCCACUACCCAGUGCAUCACCGGUGCCACUGUUGGUGUUGGAUUCUGCUCCGGCACCUGGAGGGCUGUCAACUGGCGUAUGAUUGCUUGGAUUUACCUUGGCUGGUUCGUCACCAUGCCUAUUGCUGGUAUUGUCUCUGGCUGUCUUAUGGCUAUCAUCAUCAAUGCCCCCCAAUGGUCUGGCAUGGCUGCAUAG
Arthroderma uncinatum is the source of this 1728-nucleotide messenger RNA. Its product is annotated as phosphate-repressible phosphate permease. Gene Ontology annotation, cellular component: membrane. Gene Ontology annotation, biological process: phosphate ion transmembrane transport. Lineage: Eukaryota; Fungi; Ascomycota; Eurotiomycetes; Onygenales; Arthrodermataceae. The record is from RefSeq and is a predicted model, not a curated record. The coding region runs from base 1 to 1728 and encodes 575 amino acids. The transcript has 5 exons.